This is a messenger RNA of Drosophila grimshawi, 2844 nucleotides long. RefSeq names its product protein fem-1 homolog B (gene Fem-1). The coding region runs from base 152 to 2248 and encodes 698 amino acids. The record is from RefSeq and is a predicted model, not a curated record. Gene Ontology annotation, molecular function: protein binding. Lineage: Eukaryota; Metazoa; Arthropoda; Insecta; Diptera; Drosophilidae. The transcript has 6 exons.
AACAUUUUCGUUGCGGACAAGUGUGCUCGUGUUAAAAAUAAAAAUAAGAAAAGUGCUCUUUUUUCCUCAUCGUGUGAUCAACAAAUUCGGAAAAAUAAGCAGCCAACUUAGCUUUUGCACGCUGCGUCAGUUGGCGCUGCUGCUUGAAAAUAUGGAAGUGGAUCCGGAUGAGGAGCGUGCGGCGGACACAUCGAUCUACGACGAUUCCCUCGAUUUUGGCUACUUCAACAUGGCGCACGGAAUGCUCGUCGAGAUCGAAGAAGAUCUCCGCGCCCGUUUCCCCGGCGAACCCCGUGUCCCCUAUUCCCAGUUGAACACCCUCUAUUUGGCAGCGCGCAGCAGCCAAAUGAUGAGAUUCGUUGAGGCCCUAAACACGAUCAGCUCGACGAAAGUGCAAACGCAUUUGGUCAACACGAACUUUGAUCAGCCCGAUGGCCAAUCGCUGACGCCGCUCACCAUGGCCGCAAUGUCGGGCAAUGUGACGUUUGUGAAGACGCUGCUCUCGCACUACGAUGUGGAUCUGGAAAGGGAGUGCAAUGUCAUCUUUGAUGGCCUUGUCGUGUAUGGGGCGACAGCGCUGUGGGUAGCCGCUGGCAUGGGUCAUCUGCAGAUUGUCAAGAUGCUGGUGCAGGCAGGCGCUGCGAUAAAUCACAACACGAAGGCGCAAUCAUCUCCACUGCGCGCCGCCUGCUAUGAAGGUCGCUUGGACAUUGUGGAGUUUCUGAUCGAGCAUGGCGCUGAUGUGAAUGCAACCAAUUUGUUUAACAAUAACACGUUAAUGAUCGCCGCGUACAAGGGUCAUCAUCUGGUCGUGAAUACGCUGCUGCAGAACGGCUCCCAUCCCAAUGAUCAGGCGCUGUGUGGUGCAACGGCGCUGCACUAUGCCGCCGAGAGUGGUCAUUUGGAGGUAGUCACGGCCCUGCUUGAUCAUGACGCAACGUUGCAGAAUAAUGAGGCGGGUAUAUCGCCGGCACUGCAGGCUGCCGAACGGUUGCACGAGGAUGUCGUCGAGGCAUUCAUUCAGCGUCCGGGCCUGAUGAGCAAGGAGGAACAGAUCACCGCACUGGAGCUGCUGGGCGCCACGUAUGCCAACGAUAAGAUCAAAUACGAUGUGAAUCGCGCCUACAGCUAUCUGCUGCGUGCCAUGGAAAUGCGCUACAGCGAUGCGAGGCAUGUGGUGCGCAAGAAGGUGCAGCAGCCGGUGCCCGCCUACGACAGCUGGUUCGAAACGGAAAAUCUGCCCGAGCUGAAUGCCAUCAAGUUGAACCAUCACUCCAUACACAUGGAAUCGCUGGCCAUACGGGAGCGUGUACUGGGCAAAAAUAAUCCAGAGCUGCCGCAGGCCAUAGUUUAUCGCGGCGCAGUCAUGGCGGAUCAGGGUCGGUUCGAGCAGUGCCAAGUGCUGUGGAACUAUGCCAUCGAUCUGCGCAUGCGCAACAAUGUGUCCGUGGAGCGAGAUUUGCUACGUUUUGCUCAGCUCUUUGCGCAAAUAUUACGCGUCGAGAAUCACCGGUUAACGUUGGAUCAUGUUUUGCCCGUGUUGGAGAAGUGCCAGCAGGAGAUAGAGAAUAACAAGCUCAAAAUGAUGAAUGAUAAGCCAAAUACCUGCGCCAGUUUGCUGCAAGAUCAGAACAACCAAAACUGCAUCACAGCGUUGUAUUUAAUUAAAAUAGUCACUCAGCUGGCGCGUCGCCGAAAGGAUCAGGAGAUCAAUGAGGAGCAGAUACAGCAACUGUUCCUCACAGUGCGCAAGUUCAUCAAGCACGAUACCCGCCUCCAGGAUGGCCAAACGUUGUUACAUCUAGCCGUCAACGGAGUGACGCCUGUAGAUGAGUUCUACACAAACGAAAUGUGCAAAUUUCCCUGCUAUGCGACCGCUUUGGUGCUGGUGCACUGUGGCGCUUCUGUUGUUGCUGUGGAUGCUGCAAGGAAUACACCGCUGCAUAUACUGGUUACCAAGAUCAAUAGCACACAGGAUCGCCAGGGCGAAAUGACGCGCAUUUUGCAGCUAUUUGUGGAGGCGGGCGCUCACUUGGAUGCGGUGAAUGCAGCGGGUCAAACGGCAGCUGUAGCCUGCAAGCAGGCUAACUUGGCCAACGUGCUGCACGGACAUCAGAAUGCGCACACCAGUUUGAAAUGCCUGGCAGCACGCUCGAUAGCCACAAACAAGAUCAGCUUUAGAGAUCUGAUACCCAAGCAGCUAGAGGCGUUCAUACAGAUGCACAGCGUGCAGAAAGUGCUGACAUAAAUAAUAUAUAUAAAUAUAUGUGACCCAGAAAAUGGCCAAAAACAAUUAAUAUUAAUAAUUAGGGCCAAUAGAAAAAGAAAGAGAAAAACGGAACUCAACUUAACUUCAAGUCAUUAAAACUGUGUAUAUUUUGAGCCAUGGCACAUGUCCUGCUGCAUAUGAUUGAUUGUAAAUGUGUAUCGAAUUUAGUGACUUAAUUUAGCCAAAUGCCAACAUUUAUAUAUAUACAAAUAUAUAUAUAUUUUUACAGUACGCGCACACGAACACAUGCACACAUGUUAUACACUAUUUGUAUGCUGAUUUUGUUUGUUUUUUUAUUAUAUAUGUUUUCUCGGUUUACUUUUUACUACACACAGACACACACACACACACACUUUCAUCCAAUUAUUUAUUUACAACUUAACACACACACAUGCACACACCUUGACUGAUUGUUUGUUUGUAAUCAUAUGUAAAAUCAUUUUGUACAUUUUCUAUAUGUGUAUAAUUCUAAAUGUUACUGCUAAUGCGGGCUGCGGCAUCUGUGGAAUCAAUUGAAUUGAUUUGGUUGCCCGUUGUCCCAACAAAUAAAUCUCUACAUGAAAUAUGCAAUUGAA